Syngnathus acus (greater pipefish) is the source of this 2516-nucleotide messenger RNA. It is a transcript of the gene atg3, whose product is annotated as autophagy related 3. The record is from RefSeq and is a predicted model, not a curated record. The transcript has 12 exons. Gene Ontology annotation, molecular function: Atg8-family ligase activity. Gene Ontology annotation, cellular component: cytoplasmic ubiquitin ligase complex; cytosol. Bases 133 to 1077 code for a protein of 314 amino acids. Gene Ontology annotation, biological process: autophagy of mitochondrion; autophagosome assembly; nucleophagy. NCBI's taxonomy places the organism in Eukaryota, Metazoa, Chordata, Actinopteri, Syngnathiformes, Syngnathidae.
GGAAUUGCCCGAGUGGUCAUGUGAUACACGAAUGUUGCUGCUGCACCCUCUGUUUUCGAAAUAACAAUGUUGAGUUAGCUCCGUGUUCUUCUGUAUGCUUCCAGGGAGAGUCCCUUUAUUUGAUCCCGCAAGAUGCAGAACGUCAUUAACACGGUAAAAGGAACGGCUCUCGGAGUGGCCGAGUUUCUCACGCCAGUGCUCAAGGAAUCAAAAUUUAAAGAAACUGGAGUCAUCACACCAGAAGAGUUUGUAGCCGCUGGGGAUCACUUAGUUCAUCACUGCCCCACUUGGAAAUGGGCCACUGGGGAAGAGGUGAAAGUAAAGCCGUAUUUGCCCUCGGAUAAACAGUUUCUCUUGACACGCAAUGUUCCCUGUCACAAGCGCUGUAAACAGAUGGAAUACUCAGACGAGUUGGAGGCCAUCAUAGAGGAGGAUGAUGGAGACGGGGGAUGGGUGGACACUUACCAUAAUGCAGGUGUAUUAGGUGUCACUGAUGCUGUACAGGAAAUUUCACUGGACAAUAACAAGGACAAGAAUAUGAAUAGCACAUCUGCAGAGUGUUGUGAUGAUGGUGAAGAUGACGAAGAUGGUGAGGCAGCAGAUAUGGAAGAAUAUGAGGAAAGCGGCUUACUGGAAACGGAUGAGGCAACCCUGGACACCAGUAAAAUGGUGCAAGCCAAAGUGAAAGCAGAGCCCGGGAGUGAAGACGCCAUCCUUCAGACGAGAACAUACGACCUGUACAUCACGUACGAUAAAUACUACCAGACGCCUCGACUCUGGCUGUUUGGAUAUGAUGAGGACAGGCAGCCUCUGACUGUGGAACAAAUGUAUGAAGACAUCAGCCAGGACCACGUGAAGAAGACGGUCACCAUUGAGAACCAUCCAAAUCUUCCUCCGCCAGCCAUGUGCUCUGUCCAUCCCUGCAGACACGCGGAAGUGAUGAAAAAGAUCAUCGAGACUGUGGCCGAAGGAGGCAAUGAACUUGGAGUGCACAUGUAUCUUCUCAUUUUUCUCAAGUUUGUCCAGGCUGUCAUUCCCACAAUAGAAUACGACUACACAAGACACUUCACCAUGUAGAAAUACUGAUUGUGCAAAAUCCCUUAUUCUGCCGCUGUCCUAUAUGAUCUGAUUUGGCGACAAGGGGAUGUUUGUCUCAUUUUGAAACACUUGGCACCUGGCAACAAAAUGUGCAUCCUAAAUGCAAAUAUGUUUUCAGUGAGAAAGGAAAAACUCAUCUAGUUCUCAAAUGUGAUGUUUUGUCUCAAGGCGGAAACAAUUGAAGCCUUGCACAUUCGUAACUGUAACUUUCGAUCAAUAUCGUAACAGUGGGAAAAGGCUUAGGCACUCUGUCCUAAGCAAGGCUACAUCGUCAAUGCUUUACGGAAGCGCUUGUCCUUACUGAUCGACCGCAUACAAAGUCAUAUUCCAGCAUACAAAGUCAUAUUCCAUUGUUGUAUUGUACCUCUGAUUUCAUGUCAUCCAUACUCUGCUACUUUCAGUUCACCGUAUUUUGGGGACUGUCUGCCACUUAUGCUAAAGCAGUUUAGCCUACCGGUAUUCAGUAUGUCAUGUUUACAUUAGCACUGAGGCGGAACCAAAAAAGGACCCUGAAAUCAAAGCCAACACGGUGACAAAAUUGUUGGUACCCUUUUGUGUAACAAACAACUAGCUAAAACUGUCACUGAAAAUCUUGCAACUGAUCCAACAAUACAGAAAUGAUGGAUAAUUAAUUAGACAAAAGAAGAUGCAAGAAUAAUGCUUUGGAGCUAAAACCUGUGGCUGCUUGUGCAACAGUAUUUUAAACUAAAGUUUGUUUUUAAAGUAAUUCUCCUUGAACAUGAAAAUAAAGCAAGGCUGGAUUUUUAGUUGUUGGUCAUUUCAAUGAUCUGUUUUUCUUUUUCUCAAUUAAUGCAAGGGUGCCAACAAUUUUGUCCAUGUGUGAAGCUCCUAAAGAAAGCAUCUUUGGAAUACUAUUGCCUGGUUUACAAAAGCUUUAUUUCCUUCAUACGGUUGUUUAUGGUACACAAGUUUGUUUUCAAUGCCAUAUUGAAAGAAUGUCAAAAUAACCUUGUUGUUGUUGUUGUCCGACCUUGGCGUAAACUUGAACUCAAAGGAAACGGGAUUUAGUCCAAACGAUUGACAUUACAUAACUUUCAACUAACUGAGGGAACUAAAGAGUUCAUACAAAUUUCAACUUGUGCAGAUCUUUGGCUUUCUGUACAGCAUCACUAUCAUGCUUCACUGGGACAGAGUUGAUUAUUAUACAGGAUACAGUUCUAGCGAGAAGUGGCCCCAAUUAAAAAAAAAAACUGCCAUUUUGUCUUAAUACUAUGAAUGUGUUGAUGGUCCUUUAGCAGUUGGCUGAAAUAUGUAUUUUUUGUUUGUGUCUGUUUGAUUGUUUGUUUAUAUAACAUCAUUGCGCAUUUUCUUGCCCAGCAGCUUGUGUGGUUAACUUGGCAACAAACAAAGUCUUUGUGGCACAUUGUGUAAAAUAAAAUAAUAUAUACAGUACCUGA